This is a messenger RNA of Nymphalis io (European peacock), 2465 nucleotides long. Its product is annotated as FHF complex subunit HOOK interacting protein 2B-like. The transcript is spliced from 2 exons. The record is from RefSeq and is a predicted model, not a curated record. NCBI's taxonomy places the organism in Eukaryota, Metazoa, Arthropoda, Insecta, Lepidoptera, Nymphalidae. Bases 637 to 1041 code for a protein of 134 amino acids.
GUACUGUGAGCAGACACGGAGUGCUCUACGUGCGCGACACUAGCAGGUACUGUGAGCAGACACGGCGUGCUCUACGUGCGCGACACUACCAGGUACUGUGAGCAAACAGAAAACGAAACAAUACAAUAAAGAAUAACAGAAAAUCUCCAAACAUUAGAACGGAUACUUGCUGUACGUAUAAAUUCUAAAUUUGGAGAAAGUUAGAUUAAUGACUAGUUUUAAACCGCACCGACGAAACAAAUUAUUUUCUACUCGGUGAAUAUAUUUCAGCUUUGGUUGGACAUCACGUCGACGUACAACUGGCCCACGGAGGUGACCUUCGCCGACAACACCGCCAGCUCCACGCACAGCUACGACAGCCGGCCCGAGGCCGACCUGCACCUGGACGACGCCUUCCACACCGAGCACACGGACUGCAAGCGAACUGCGGGUAAACCCGACAAAGACGGGUCCGGCUGUCGGAGCCGUGGCGACAGGGCCCACCCAGACCGGUCCUCCCCCCAACGCGGUCGGGACCAGCACGAGACUUACCAGAGUAAGCCAGAUAGUUGCCCCUUCACUCAAACCUUGGUGCACCGGAACAGAGACGUGGCGACGACGUCCGAGGAGGAGUUCGACGAGGGACCAUUUCUGAAGAUGCUCUUUAAGUUGCUUUCGACGAUGCCCGACCAGCCCUACCAGGUGAACCUGCACCUCACGUCCAUCAUCUCCAAGUUGGCCUUGCUCCCGCAUCCGAACCUGCACGAGUACUUGCUGAACCCGGACCUGCCCACGGCCAAGACGACUCCGACCCUGUUCAAGACGCUCCAGGAAGUCGCUCGGAGACUCACGAUGGAGGUGCCGAGAAUUAAAAACUACAAGAAGGUCAUCGAGAACACGAGGCUGCAGUUGAUGAGCGAGGACCCCAGCUACGACGAAAUCGGCUCGCAUAACCAGCUCGUAGAAAGCCUUAUCGUACUUGAGGAGUUCUGCAAGGAGCUGGCCGCCAUCGCCUUUGUCAAGCAUCAGCACCAGCUCCAACAGCAGUCGCAGUCGCGGUAGACCGCACUCGUCUCGAUGGUCCCAGGGUACCAGGCCAGCUUGAUAUUGAUCUUUCAGUUAAUACUACUGAUAUGCGGUGGAAAAUUGUCGCUAAUAUAUUUCCAAUUUUUUUAUUUUGGAAGAAAAGGUAUUCAAUGUCAAAUCGAGUCAACGGCCAAAAAAAUCUUAUCUGCUGAAUUAUUUUUGUAAGUAGCUAUUUAUUUUAUUACUAGAAUUUUCUUAUUAAUACUUAGAAAUGCGAUAUUCUAUGAAAUGGUGCAAAACUUUACUUUGGUUUAUUUCAUUAUAAUCAAUUAAAAUUAUCAUGAGGGGAUAUGCCAUAAUCGCCACGCUUGGCAGACGGGUUGGCGAUCGCAGUAAGUUAGUCAUAGUACUCAGAGAGACGCUGCUGCCCGUUCUCUGGUGUAUAUUCCCUCGGGUCGACUUCUACGCCCCCCACGGGAUGAGAUGGGGUGGUGAUAUUCGUCGCCGUCACCACACGGCAAAUCCUUGGGGGAGGCCUUUGUCCAGCAGUGGACGUCUUUCGGCUGAUGAUGAUGAUGAUGAAUUAAAAUUACAACGAAAGUUAUCAAAAAAAGUAAACCGCGGCUCUUCAGUAUCAAUCAAUGUUAAUCUGUAAUGGUGAUUAAUGGUUAAACGUUGUAAUUGUAAUUAUUAAACUGAUUACAUUCUACAGAAGCCUGCCGUUAAUGUUGAAAUCUCGAAUCGAAUGUUCUACACUUAAACGUGCUGCUUUAAUGAGUUACAAAUAGUAACAAAAGAAGUACUUAGAAAUUAUCUAGAAUAUUGUGUGCCGUGAGAUCGCCAGCUUGUCGCCUUAUUAUAUCCUUAAUGUUGAAUGAUGUAAGAUUUUAUUAUAAUAACGCUAGAAUUUUGUUCGAAUUAAAUGAAUACAUUGAUAAGUAGUUUUUUAUUCGAAUGUCUUGAGCAUUAGUCAUUAUUUAUUUGUCAUUUCGUUUAAAGGCCCAAAUACUCUAAACUCCUAAAAACAAAACUGUAAUUCGUAAAACGAUAUAAGAUAUUGAAAAAGUAUUCAAACGGUGAUAUGUAUAUUUUUUCAUGUAAAAUAACAAGUUAUUUUUAGAAUGUCCACACGCCCACGCUUGUUGGGCUUUCCCAGAUUUUUUUUUCUGGCAAUACCAAUUAUGAUUGUUAAAUAUAUAAUUUGAGUUAAAAAUGUGGCUUCCGAUGACACUAUUAACAAACCAAAAAAAAAUUAUAUUUAUGGCAACAAUUUAUGUUUCUUUUAUUUAUUGAAUUAAUGAACCAGUAGCGAUCUAGUCCGAUUAGUAUUUUAAAACAUUCCUUUUUAAUAUAUUACUUGGUAGCUUGUCUUUAUAUUCGGUCGCACCGUGCAAUAUUAUUUUAAUCUUUCGCACAAGUAUGUAUUGUAUUAUGAGGCAUUUGUUAAAUAAAAUUGUUAA